Molecule: messenger RNA, 714 nt
Organism: Letharia lupina
Lineage: Eukaryota; Fungi; Ascomycota; Lecanoromycetes; Lecanorales; Parmeliaceae
Exons: 2
Coding region: 1-714 (237 amino acids)
Source: RefSeq, a predicted model, not a curated record
AUGGCCCCCGCCGCUGCUACCAGGUCCAAAAAAGCGGCCAAACGUGUCACCCCCGCCUCCAAAGUCACCAAAAAGACCUCCAACGCAGCCAACAAGGCCAACAAGGCCCCCAAGGCCAAAAAGGCUCCCAAGGCCACCAAGGCCAAAACACCUCCCCCCCGCGAGGACAUCCUCGUACACGACACGUCAUCGGGUACCAUGAGCCCGGACCAGGUGGAUGAAACGCCCCCACCUGCUGCCAAAGUAGAUCUUCAAGAAUUGAUAGCCCAGCUAUCCAAGGUCCAAGAGGAGCGAAACAAUCGCCAUCCUCACGAGGGCAGGGUUCAUAAGUCACGCCGCCACCACCGCCGCCACAGCCGCAGUCAUCGUCAUCGUCACUCGGACACAUCGGAUUCGGACUCAUCCGACUCUAAAUCGGACUGGGAGGAAAGAAGAGGGGUCCCCUUUCGUAAGAAGCCCUUUCUUAGUAUUGCUGAAAGGUUCCGAAGUGUGGACGUCAAGUACUUCAAACAAAUCUUCUUCGGGACCUUCAAGACCAAAAAUUUCGCCAAACUAGCCCACAUGCAUACUACCCCGGCCAAGGAGGAUAAGGACGUCAAUGGCCAUAACCACAUGAUGCACUGCUUCCAUGUGUACUCGGUAGCCGCUGGCCGCUUUGCACACGUCAGCGUGAAGGAAGGCUUGAAUGAGGCCCUAGAAUAUCGAUCCCUUUAG